GUUGAAAAUAGAGAGAAAAAAAACUUAUAAAUGAAGGAAAAAUAAAGCGCGUGCGUGGAAACUACGUCUCAGGCGUUUCCUCUGCUUUCGACAAACGCGGAAGUAUAUAUAUUGCAGACGACGGGACCGUGAUCUUUUCAGAAUUACGAAAUCGAAUCAAGUCUCGUUCUUUCUUUCUGGGCAAUUGCUUGAAGACCGUCGCAGUGUCGAAUCCGCGAUAAUCAGAUUAAAAAGAACCCUAAAGUUUAGUAACCCUUUACUCUGAAAACCAAAGUGUCACAAAAAAAAAUGGGAGAUGAUCAUCAUAAUCACAAGGACAAAGGACUCUUUCACCACUUAGCAGGAUUUGCAGGCGGACAUUACCCGCCUCAUGGUCACGGUUAUGGUCAUCAUGGUCAUGGUUAUGGAGCUCCUUAUGCAUACCCGCCACCCCCUCCGCCUCCUCCUCAUUAUGGCUAUCCACCAGCUGCUUAUCCUCCACACGGUGGUUACCCUCCAGCUGGUUAUCCUCCAGCCGGUUAUCAUCGUCCAUCUCACUCUGGACAUCACCACGGAGGUCUAGGAGCGAUGAUAGCUGGUGGACUGGCUGCAGCAGCUGGUGCUCACCAUAUGUCUCACCAUGGACACUAUGGUCACCACCACGGUCACGGCUAUGGCUACGGGUAUCACGGUCACGGGAAGUUUAAACACGGCAAGUUCAAGCACGGGAAAUUCGGAAAACGCUGGAAACAUGGGAUGUUUGGGAAGCACAAGGGGAAGUUCUUCAAGAAAUGGAAGUGAUCUUUUUAUCCCCCAAACUUCAAAGAUAUCAUCAUUACAUAGCUAUAAAUAUUAAUAAGUCUGUAAAAAAUUACAUAGUUAUUAUACCAAGCCUAGGUAGAGGUUAGAAAGUUGUGAUCUUUCUUUCUUGCUGGGGUUUGGUUUUUAUGAAGCAUUUUGUUUUACAUUGGCAUUGUAUGUAUGUAUAAAGGUUUCUACUUUUCGUAGUUGGAAACUGAGAUCCACUUGUUUGAGAAAACGAUUGACUCUUUAAUAUUUGAUGUGGAACCUUCAAUAAACUUGUUACUGUAGUUCCUUUU
This is a messenger RNA of Capsella rubella, 1079 nucleotides long. RefSeq names its product glycine-rich protein A3. The transcript has 3 exons. Bases 289 to 780 code for a protein of 163 amino acids. The record is from RefSeq and is a predicted model, not a curated record. NCBI's taxonomy places the organism in Eukaryota, Viridiplantae, Streptophyta, Magnoliopsida, Brassicales, Brassicaceae.